AUGGCUGGCUAUCACCAUAGAACGACGUCUGAUACUACGUCAACGGCUUUGCAUGAACGACGGCUGCUUUACUACGCAUUUAUCUUCGACCAAGAUCUGUCUAUGUACCUUACAAAGCCAGCAUCCCUUACGACUGACAUGCUUCCCUGUCUACCAGAGGAAAAUCCGGAAGAUGGGCUCAAUACCCUGACGUUGGAUGAUGGCUCUACGAUGAACUAUCUUCGUGAACAGGUUAUCCUAGCCAGUAUUCAACAGAAGGUCUAUCAAAAGCUCCGCUCAACGCAAGCUUCUGCGCAAUCUACCGAACAGCUCUAUGCUAGUGUAAUGGAGCUCGAUGUCGAGUUACAGAACUGGAGACAAAAUAUCCCUGACAUGGCUCAACCUCAGACUCCACUAGCUGGUUUAGAUGAACAGAGCCUGAUGACUUUGACGGUGCUUCAUUUCUGUUACUUCCAACUGCUAGUAUCUAUUCACUCUGCGGUAUUCAGCAGAGCCGCUCCACUUCCACAUGAAUGCGAAGAAAACAAUCUCAUCAUCUCCAGCGUCUCAUUAUGUGUUAGCGCUGCACGGGCUUCAAUCUCAUUACUAAACUACCACGAGAAACGCCACCCUUUCACUAUAUAUCUGCUUUACCAUGUGGCAUGGAAUGUCGACAUCCUACUCAUCAACAUACUCGAAAACAAAACAAAGCCUCAAGCCCUUGAUGAUCUACAACUGCUAGGUUCAGUAGUCAGUUUUUUCGAGCAACACGAUCCGUCAUAUGAAACUGCCGUUGCUUAUCAUAUCACUCGGCUGUAUUAUCAAGUUGCACUCCGGGCUGUCAACAAUGCAAAAACUGCAUUUCAAAAUAAACCCCAAGAGUCCCCAGUUCACCCUCCAGCUACAGCCAGCGCCAAUGGACACAGCUUGUAUUCAUCACUUCCCAACGCAUCCGGUAAUUUGCCGGUUACAGGUACGGGAAGUCCAUCAUGUGAUCCAAAUGUGGAGCAGAGCGUUCUCCUCCUCCUAAGCUCUUAUGGUAUGGAGCUAAGUUUCCUGCCUGAUCUCUGGCAAGACCCUCACCUACCUAGAUCCGAUGGCUCAGGAGAUCAGCAGUCUAGGGUGUGA
Messenger RNA from Aspergillus alliaceus, 1107 nucleotides. RefSeq names its product fungal specific transcription factor domain-containing protein. The record is from RefSeq and is a predicted model, not a curated record. The coding region runs from base 1 to 1107 and encodes 368 amino acids. Lineage: Eukaryota; Fungi; Ascomycota; Eurotiomycetes; Eurotiales; Aspergillaceae. The transcript has 2 exons.